UUUAAGUUAACUCGUGCAAGUGUUCAAUAUAAAAUGAAUAUCAACCUCCGUAUUAGUUUAAGAUUAUUUAAUUUUACAAAAAUAAAAUCCUUCGAGUGCAGCUCUCGAAGCGCAUCUCAGUAUUAUCCGAUUGAUGAGCAUAUUUUUGGAUUAAAUGAUCAACAAAAAGAGUUAAGAACAGCUGUUUUUAAUUUUGUGCAAAAAGAAUUGGCCCCAAAAGCUGCGCAAAUAGACAAAACAAACAACUUUGAUGACCUACGGUCAUUUUGGAAAAAACUGGGAAGCUUAGGUCUGUUAGGAAUAACUGCAAAGCCAGAAUAUGGAGGCACAGGUGGAAGUUAUUUGGACCACGUUAUCGUGAUGGAAGAAUUAAGUCGCGCUUCCGCUUCUAUCGCCUUGAGUUAUGGCGCUCACUCGAAUUUGUGCAUCAAUCAGAUCCAACGAAAUGGAACUGAAGAGCAGAAGCUCAAGUACCUGCCAAAGCUGUGCAGCGGUGAACAUUUUGGAGCUUUAGCAAUGUCCGAACCGGGUUCAGGAUCCGAUGUCGUGUCAAUGAAAACAAAAGCUGAAAAACACGGCGACUAUUACAUUCUAAACGGCAAUAAAUUUUGGAUCACUAAUGGAUGUGAUGCUGAUACACUUGUUGUUUAUGCUAAAACAAAUUUAACCACCGAUAAACCACAGCACGGCAUAACUGCGUUCAUCGUUGAAAAAGGUACCGAAGGAUUUACCACGGGAGUUAAAUUGGACAAACUUGGCAUGCGCGGUUCUAAUACAGCGGAAUUAAUCUUUCAAGAUUGCAAAAUACCCGCGAAGAAUAUAUUAGGCCAGUUAAAUAAAGGUGUCUAUGCAAAGAUAGCUGAUAUGUACACUACGCUAAGUGCAAACAGAAGCUACUUGUACUCUGUAGCCAGAGCUUGUGACACUAAUCAUAUAAAUCGUAAAGACUGCGCUGCAGUUAUUCUUCUCUGUGCAGAAAGCGCGACAAAAGUUGCGUUAGAUGCAAUUCAAAUCCUUGGCGGAAAUGGAUACAUCAAUGAUUACCCAACGGGUCGCUUGCUGAGAGACGCAAAGUUAUAUGAAAUAGGGGCAGGAACGAGUGAAAUCAGAAGAAUGAUAAUCAGUCGAGAAAUUACUGAGGAGUAUUCUUAA
Messenger RNA from Cotesia congregata, 1152 nucleotides. Lineage: Eukaryota; Metazoa; Arthropoda; Insecta; Hymenoptera; Braconidae. The record is from the annotation of a GenBank genome assembly.